Molecule: messenger RNA, 7040 nt
Organism: Bipolaris sorokiniana ND90Pr
Lineage: Eukaryota; Fungi; Ascomycota; Dothideomycetes; Pleosporales; Pleosporaceae
Gene: PKS14
Product: polyketide synthase PKS14
Exons: 3
Coding region: 1-6954 (2317 amino acids)
Biological process (GO): fatty acid biosynthetic process; secondary metabolite biosynthetic process
Molecular function (GO): 3-oxoacyl-[acyl-carrier-protein] synthase activity; fatty acid synthase activity; phosphopantetheine binding
Source: RefSeq, a predicted model, not a curated record
AUGGCAGACAACCUGAAUAUAUAUCUCUUUGGAGAUCAGACUUUCGACGUAGAGCCUCAUUUCUCAGGUCUACUAGAGGCUAGGAACAAUCUGUUUUUACAUACACUCCUUCAUGGCGCGUACAAUGCCAUUCGAACUGAGAUAUACACAUUACCACCAGAGGUCCGAAAUGAACUGCCGCGAUUUACCUGUCUCGAGGAUCUGGCAUCAUGGAAACACAGCGGAACUGGCAAGCGAUGCAUCGCUCUAGACAUGGCAAUGACUACAUUAUGGCAAUUAGGGAUGUUUGUUCUACAAGCGGAAGCAUGCUAUAUAGCCCCAAAAUGCUCAGUCGUCGUUGGACUGUGCACUGGGACUUUUGCUGCUGCUGCAGUAAGCUGUAGUAAAAACACAACGGAACUUAUUCCGCUUGCCAUUGAAGCAGUCAUCGCAUCUUUCAAGACCGGUGUGCUUGUACAGGACGUUGCUCAGAGACUUGCUCCUUCACAAGAUCUCGAUCAGAGUUGGGCCAUUCUCAUAGAGGGUGCAGCAUCGGCUUCGCUCUUAAGCAACUUCAAUGAUGAGAUUUCUAUGCCAUCGAUCAAUAAACCGUACAUCAGCGCCUACGCUCCAAGUGGUGUGACCGUGAGCGGGCCACCCGAUUCUAUUUCCAGACUGGUCAGUUUUGGAGCCUUCAAAGAAUUGACGAAGAAGACCAUACCCAUAACGGGACCGUAUCAUGCUGCCCACCUCUACUCAAAUAAUGACCUCAACUCGAUUGUCUCAGGUUUAACAGAAAGAGCAGAGGGCAGGAGGCAUGAAUCGAUACUAUUCUUGUCUACUAACAAGGUCGGGCCAGAAAUUAGGACAUUUGCAUCACUUCUCAGGGAAGCGACCGCUGAGGUGCUCCUACGACCGCUUCUGUGGGCUGAUAUCCUUGAACGAUUUGAAAAUAUCUUACGCAAUAAUGUUCCACAAAGGCUUAGUGUUGCUCCUUUUGGAUCGACUGCGCAUUAUCUUUUCUACAACGUAGCAAAGAAGAUGAACUCGAAUAUUUUGAUAAACUCUUCACAGCAUGCCAAUGGUCAAUCGGGCUUCACUCCGACAAUUAGCACUGGCCUCAAGAAACCUAAACUAGCCAUUGUUGGGAUGUCCGGACGCUUCCCAGACGCGAAGAACACCGAUGAAUUCUGGGAUAUACUUCGACAAGGUUUAGAUGUGCACAAGGUUGUGCCACCCCAGCACUGGGAUGUACGCACCCACGUUGAUACCAGUGCGAACCCUCGGAAGAACACAAGUGCCACGCCUUUCGGUUGUUGGUUGAAGGACCCGGAAGAGUUUGACGCGCGGUUCUUUAACAUAUCACCGAAGGAGGCUGCCCAGAUCGACCCCGCACAGCGACUCGCUUUGAUGACCGCUUACGAAGCUAUCGAGCGCGCUGGUAUAGUCUCAGAUGCAACUCCAUCUACUAGACCGGACCGAAUCGGCGUUUUCUAUGGUGUAACCAGCAAUGACUGGAUGGAAACGAAUAGUGCUCAGGACAUUGAUGCGCACAUGAUCCCUGGCGGCAACCGCGCAUUCAUCCCAGGCAGAAUCAACUAUUUCUUCAAGUUCAGCGGACCGAGUUAUGCCAUCGACACAGCUUGCUCAUCUAGUCUGGCCGGUAUCCACCUUGCAUGCAACUCCCUAUGGUGCGGCGACAUCGACACUGCCAUAGCUGGAGGUACCAAUGUAAUCACCAAUCCGGACUUCACUGCUGGACUGGACCGCGGCCAUUUCCUCUCUCGCACGGGCAAUUGCAAAACUUUCGACGAUGGUGCUGACGGUUACUGUCGUGGUGAGGGCAUUGCAACGGUGAUCAUCAAGAGGCUCGAGGAUGCACUUGCAGAUCAUGAUCCCAUCCUUGGUGUGAUCGUUGGAGCGUACACCAAUCAUUCAGCAGAAUCUGAAUCUAUUACCAGGCCGCAUGUUGGUGCUCAACGCGCCAUUUUCAACAAGAUUCUGAAUGAAUCGAGUGUCGAUCCUUACUCCAUUAGCUACAUUGAGAUGCAUGGCACUGGCACGCAAGCGGGUGAUGCGGCUGAAAUGUCAAGCGUUCUGGACACGUUUGCUCCAUCGCCCAGCCAAUGCCAGCAAUCUAAAAUACGCAAAGAAAAGCUCUUUCUUGGUUCAGCCAAGGCGAACAUUGGCCACGGCGAGGCCGCCUCUGGCGCCUCAGGCCUUAUCAAGGUCUUGAUGAUGAUGGAAAAGAAUCAGAUUGUUCCGCAUUGUGGAAUUAAGACAAAGAUUAACCACAAGUUCCCGACCAAUCUUGAGGAUCGUCAUGUUCACAUUGCUUCUGAGUUGACAGCGUGGGAGAGGAAUGGACCUGCGGUGCGGCGUGUAUUGGUCAAUAACUUCUCAGCUGCUGGAGGCAACUCGGCGCUCCUGCUCGAAGAUGCACCACACGUAUCAGAGAACGUCAACGUGGCCAUGGAUACUCGAAAACUCUAUGCUGUCGCAGUAUCUGCCAAGACAGGUGCUUCUAUGCAGGGUAAUCUGAGGUCACUACUCGCACAUCUAAAGAAGGUGCCAAACGUUUCGCUUGGUGAGCUUUCAUACACGACUACAGCACGACGCAUACACCAUCCACACCGGGUGUUGUUUAUCGGUUCAUCUGUCGAGGAGAUCUGCCAACAAAAUGAAUCGGCAAUUAAUCAAGGAAUUGGCUUAACAAGGCCCAAAGGAUCACCACGAGUCGUGUUCAGCUUCACUGGCCAGGGUGCUCAAUAUCCUGGAAUGGCCCAGCAAUUGUUACAGGAAAGCACUGUCUUCCGAAAUGAGUUGCAUCGUCUAGAUUACAUAGCGGAAAAACUGGGAUUUCCGUCUGUGAUCCCUUUUAUCGAGUCUACGGAACAAGAUCCUACCACGUUCCAGCCCUCGGUUGUACAGCUCGCGAGUGUGUGUGUUCAAUUAGCUCUAGUCAAAUUAUGGGGCACUUGGGGCAUUCUUCCAUCUUUAAUCGCAGGGCACAGCCUCGGCGAAUAUGCGGCUCUCAACACUGCUGGGGUGCUCUCAGACGUCGACACUAUCUUCCUUGUUGGAAUGAGGGCUAGACUGCUCGAGGAAAAGUGUGUCCCUGGUACGCACGCCAUGUUGGUUGUCGACAGCCCAGUUGACAAGAUCUCUACUGCUUUGCAAGAAAGAGAAUACGAAGUAGCAUGCACCAAUUCGCCAACAGAAACUGUCCUUGCCGGACCAAGCGAGAGGAUGCCCGAGCUCCAGGAAUUACUCAAAAACGCUGGAAUGAGAAGCACACUUCUCAAGGUACCUUAUGCGUUCCACUCUUCACAAGUGGAUGCGAUUAUACCAGAAUUUAAGGCCCGGGCACAGGGAGUGAAGUUUUGCGAGCCAAGAGUACCAAUCAUCCGGCCUUUAGACUCUACCGUGUCGACUGCUGGUACAGUCUUCGAUGCUGAGUAUCUAUCACGCCAUUCUCGCGAGUCUGUCAAUAUGCUCGGAGCAUUGAUCGCAGCUCACAGUAAUGGCGCGAUCACCGACCGAUCUGUUUUUCUGGAGAUUGGUCCGCAUCCUGCUGUUUCCAAGAUGGUCAAAUGUACAUUGGGGCCGUCUGCUUCUGCUGUCCCCUCGCUUCAACGUGGUGCUAGGCCAUGGGACGUACUUACCAGAUCACUAAAGUCUCUCUAUGACAACGGAGCCAGUAUUAAUUGGGCAGCUUAUCAGCAAGACUUUCAUAAGUUUCACAGAGUUGUCUCAUUGCCAUCAUAUUCUUGGGACCUGAAGCCUUACUGGAUCCAAUACGUCAACGACUGGUCUCUUCGCAAAGGUGAUCCGCCAGCUCAAGGCUUACACACCGGCCCUAAAAUAACGAGUACGACGAUUCAUUCUGUCGUAUCAGAGAUCAACGAUUCUAGGAGGACCAAAAUCGUGGUCGAGGCAGAUAUCUCACGCAAAGAUCUUGCCCCACUGGUACAGGGACAUGAGGUGGACGGCAUACCUCUAUGCACACCCUCAGUCUAUGCCGACAUGGCUUUGACUCUCGGUACAUACCUGCUCAAGCGCUAUCUGCCAGAACAAUCUCAACUGCUAGUCGACGUGUCCGAAAUGACAAUCUCGAAAGCGUUGAUAUUGAAUGAGCAAGCAAACAAGCAACUUAUUCAGGUUCACGCUGAAGCAGACUGGGCUUCCAGAUCUGUGACUAUGAAGUUCAUGACCUUUAACAAUCACCAAAAACUGCAAGAACACGCCAGGUGCAUCGUGCAUUACAGAGAUGGUUCCCUUCAGAAAAAACUGCAAGCCAAUGCAUCAGAGAUUCAGGCGAAAAUAUCAGCACUCCGCAUGGGUAUCGCUUCUGGCAAGACAGCACGGUAUAAUCGUGCAAUGGUGUAUCGCGCCAUCCGACCUUUGGCGCGAUUCCACAACGAUUACCGUGCUAUUGACGAAAUAGUUCUCAACAGUGAUACGCUGGAAGCCUCCAGCAUGCUGAGCUUCGGUAGCGUAAAGCGAGACGGCGAUUUCCAUACUCAUCCAGCUAUUAUCGAUUCGUUGACACAAGCGUGCGGCUUCACAAUGAACUGCAACGAUAACACUGACCUAGACGUUGAAGUGUUCAUGAAUCACGGAUGGGGUUCGUUGCAGCUUUUCGAGCCUAUAGAUUUUGAAAAGGAGUAUACGACGUAUAGUCGCAUGGAGUCAGGUCCAGAUAAACUCUGGCGUGGUGACGCAAUCAUCUUCGAUGGCGACCGAGUCGUGGCACAUUUCGGACAAAUCGCAAUUCAGGGCGUGCCCCGCAGAGUGCUCAAAGUCAUAUUAUCGCUCGAGAGUGGCAGGAAAACGCAGACUCGUACCACACCAGCACAGCAGUCGACUACCGAUAGGAGCCAUCCAGAAAUUCACUCAGCUCAUCCAGGCGCCAAACAAAAACAGGCGCCAGUCAGAUCUGGACCAUCUCCUGUUGAUGUUGGGCUUCAGAUCAUCUCAGAAGAGUCUGGGGUUGCUAUCGACGCCUUCACGGACGAUACCGUUUUCGCAGACAUGGGGGUAGAUUCUCUCCUUGGUUUAACCAUAUCAUCGCGCUUCCGGGAACAACUCGACAUUGAUCUCGAUUUCAACGGCCUCUUCUUUGAGUACCCAACAGUGAAGGAUCUCAAGGCGUUUCUGAACACGUCUUUACCUGAUUCGGGUUACGGCAGCCCGGUUGUAGACGGCAACGAUGGGCUGGAGCCAGUGCAUGAGGUUACGAACGCCUUGAAGAUUGAUUCUGCAAACGGCAUCAAGAUGUCUGGGGCUGUGGAUAGCAUGUCAUCCUCGAGUCCUGAUUUUGCGCGAGCACUACAGAUCAUUGCAGAAGAGAGUGGUGUCCAAUUAAGUGAGCUUGGUGAUGACACCGAACUUGCUGAUUGUGGAGUUGAUUCGCUCUUAUCGCUCAUCAUCACAAGUCGCUUCCGCAACGAGCUUGAUCUCGAGAUGGAGAGUGAAUCAUUGUUCUUGGAGCAUCCAACAGUGGGUGACCUGAAGAAAGCGUUGUUGGCAAAGUCGCCAAAUAGCGUAACGGUAGAAUCUACUGCUCAUGAAGUAGUGAAUAAGAUGGUAUUACCGUCUGAUGCUAAUAAAGGGGAUGAAGAAAUUGCGACCAACACAAACAAACCCGAAACCGCUCGCAUGCACAAAACAGCCAACGAUGAAUCGCAUGCUAUACUCGAAACGCGAAAGCAAGCCGUGGAAGAUUUGGUCAAUGAAUUUGCAUCUGAAUUCUCUGCACCGACAUCAGACGAAAAUGCGCCGGAGACAGUUGACGGAGAGAAAUUCGUGCUGGUGACUGGUGGCACUGGAAGUCUUGGAGGUCAUCUCGUGUACCACCUUGCUCAGCAGCCUGACGUUCGAACUGUUGUCUGUUUGAAUCGUAAGCAUCGCGAAGAUCCCAUGCAACGCCAGAUUCAGGCGAUGCGUGACAAAGGUAUACGUUUCCCCGAUACUCUGAAGCACAAAUUACUGGUUAUCCAGACCGAUUCUGCCUCUCCACGGCUAGGGCUCGAACAAAGGCAGUAUGAUGAGCUUGCCGCCUCUGUUACUCACCUUGUCCAUCAGGCCUGGCCAAUGAGUGCGACACGUACGUUGCCGGGAUUCAAGGCGCAGUUCCAAGUCAUGCGUAAUUUGAUCGACUUUGCCCGUGAUGCGGCAUCACGCCACCGUAAGGACUUCAAGUUCAGCUUCGAGAUGGUGUCCUCUAUUGGCGUAGUUGGCUUUUACGACAAGGAAAAGAACACAGCCAAGACUGUAGUACCAGAGGUACGAGCGAACAUUGAUUCAGUCCUACCAAAUGGCUAUAGUGAAGCAAAGUGGGGAUGUGAACUUAUGCUCGAUCGCACGCUGCACCUGUACCCUGGCCGCUUCCGCGCUAUGACAGCCCGCCUGGGGCAAAUUGCGGGAUCAAAAACAAGCGGGUACUGGAACCCGAUGGAGCAUUUCGGUUUCUUGGUCAAGUCAUCGUGCACCCUGAAUGCACUGCCAGAUGUCGAUGGCAAAUUGUAUUGGACACCUGUCAAUGACGUUGCAAGCGCACUUGCAGAUUUGGUACUUGCGAACAACAAUCCACAUCCCAUCUACCACAUCGACAAUCCCCACGGCCAGUCAUGGAAAGAAAUGAACAGUUAUUUGCAAGCCGCGCUGAAGAUAUCAAAUCUGAUACCGUUUCACCAAUGGCUGGAACGUGUGCGCCAGGCACCUCAAAAAGACAAUCCUGCGCUCUUAUUGUCCGACUUUUUGGAGUCCAAUUAUCUCCGCAUGUCAUGCGGCGGCUUGGUCUUGGACGUCUCAAACACGCUCGACCAUUCACCAUCCCUUAGGGAAGUUGGUCCAGUAUCUAACCAGGUUUUGAGAAAGUACGUACAUAUCUGGAAGGAGAUUGGAUUUCUCCAUGCUACGGAAGAAGAUCGAAAGAAUUUUGAGAAGGAGAGAUUGGCACUUUGGGCUUAGCAAAUAGAUAGUCGUGUUGCAUUGCUACAUAAAAAAGGUUAAUCUUUUUACUAAGCCUAUCCUAUAGUAUGAAAUGUACUGCCAUG